GAUGGAUUUAUCGGGCCAAUGUUCCUCCAGUUCCAACAUGAUUAAAUAUGAGCUUCGUUGGAAUGCACAUUUUUUUUUGUUGUUUAUAAUAAGACAGGGGGUUCAGGAAUGUGUCUUUCAAAGGUGCACUUUAAGCAUCUCUGAAAUUGGGGAGCAUCUCAGCACACUUUGAGAAACGCUGCUGCUUUAGGUUUGUAGUCUACGCAGAGUUCUUAUGGAGCAACAAUUUUAACUAAUGAUGCUUGUCACCAAGGAAAACGUACCUCUUUUGCUUACGUACUUGAUGUUUCAAACUAUUAGUUUGGAAACGAUUUCAGAUCCAACCCAGCCAGAACUAUUUAGCAAAGUAUAAGGUUGGCUUGCUAACUGGAUUAGUAGUUUUGUGUGUGUGUGUGUGUGUGUGUUUGUGUGUGUGUGUGUGUGUGUGUGUGUGUUUCCAGUGUUAGGUCAACCCACAGGAAUUAAGCCUAGGGUGUUAGAAUAAUGAAGUCAUGUUCCCCCAUACUGACUGCAUAGUGGCAAAAGCAACAACAAUCAAAGAAGCCCUGUCCAGAUGGGAAGAAAAGACCGGUCAGAAGCCAUCUGAUGCCAGAGAAAUAAAGCUGUAUGCCCAGAUCCCCCCCAUAGAGAAGAUGGACGCGUCUCUGUCCACACUUGCUAACUGCGAGAAGCUUUCCCUGUCUACAAACUGCAUUGAAAAAAUUGCCAACCUGAAUGGCCUAAAAAACUUGAGGAUUCUGUCCUUAGGAAGAAACAACAUCAAGAACCUAAAUGGACUGGAAGCAGUCGGAGACACACUAGAAGAACUGUGGAUCUCCUACAAUUUUAUUGAGAAGUUGAAAGGGAUCCAUGUAAUGAGGAAACUGAAGAUUCUCUACAUAUCUAAUAACCUGGUAAAAGACUGGGCUGAGUUUGUGAAGCUGGCUGAGCUGCCGUGCCUGGAGGACCUGGUAUUUGUGGGCAAUCCCCUGGAGGAGAAGCAUUCUGCUGAGGGCAACUGGAUUGAAGAAGCUACCAAGAGGGUGCCCAAGCUGAAGAAGCUGGAUGGUACUCCAGUAAUUAAGGAGGAUGAAGAAGAGGAAAGCUAAGAGUGUUCUUUCUACUUUGUGUUAAUUUAUUUAAAUGUUAUGAGAAAAAUAGAUAAGUUUUGUAUAAUUGUCUAUUUUAAAGAUUUUGUGGGCAGAGUUCUUAAGAUAAAACACAUCUCUCACUUCCAUCCUUUUAAAAAAAACCUAUUCAGUGUUUCUCCCUCAAACUAGUAGCACCAACUUAGUCCAGUCCGCCAUUGGAAACUACAAAUGUCCUGGUUUUGUCCAGCUGCAUACAUUACCUGUCUCCUAGUACUUACAGACCAGCAAAGGGACCUGCUGUCUGUACUCAGUUGCUUAGCAUCUUUUAGCCCAGACAUUUUAAAGACAGACUUUCACGUUCGUAGAAGGUUCAGACCCUUAUAGCUCAGAAGCACAAAUGCAGCGCCCCAUUGCUUCAGUAGCAGCGUGGUGAUAGGACGCAUUCCCAUAGAACACAGUGGCACCCAGAAGCAGGAUCCAGCGUCUAAUUGGAAACACUGGUCAGAAAAAGAAGAAUGGCUGUCUUGGAGCUUUCUUGGCUCAUGGUCUACUUUCUUCUUUUUCCAAAACUGUGUGCGCUGUCAACUGGAAUUUAGGUUGUGCUACUUGGAUGGCCGCUUAAGACACUAUGCACAACCAGACACCCAUGGUCUAACGUGGCUGAUGUGGCUGUCGGGAUCACUCCUGGUAGUAAUGCGACCACAUCAACACUUGUGGACCCUGCUUUGUGCAGAUUUUUAAAAUAAUUUCUCAUGUGUUUAAAGCAGUAGUCAAUAGUCCUAAGUCCUACCAUGGAGAUUUCUAAACCCUUUACCCUGAUGAUUUACCCUGCUGCAAAGACUGAAUUUGGUACCUACAAGCAAAUGAAACAGUAUUUCAAAAUAUAUAAUUUUGAGAAGAUCUAAGUUAAACGGCUUUUAAAGUGUAUCAUGUAAGUGGUGUGGAGGGAAGAGAGAGAUGUUUUGGGGUAGACCCCAAGCAAAUGGCAAUACGGUGCAGAUGAUCUCGUGUGGAACACUGUAGGUAUCUUAACCACACUCUGCACAGCAGUAGUUAAGUGUGAAGAUAUAAUUAUCAUGUAAGAAAAAUAGUCUGAAGAAUGUAAAAUGUCAUCAGUACCAGAUGAAGUAUCUAGCGGGCCAUGAUAGAAUCACUGAUUGCAGAGAAGUCAGAAACCCUGCCAAACUGUGCCUAAAGUCUCAGCCAGAGGCUACUGAUUCUUGUCCCUGUCUCCAUGUGCUUCUCCGGCAAGUAAUCAUGACGAAGGGGGCAGAAUCCUUCUUUUUAAUGAUUAUAUAAGUAGUCUCGGUUUGAGAACUUAUAGCUAUCAUUUCAGUAAAAAUGACUCAAUUUCUCCAAGAGUCACACUGGUCAGAAGGGACCACUGCUUUGACAAUCAACUCUAAUCCAUACAAGAAUGCCUGGUUGUGGGGUGGAGAGACAGCUCAGAACUAAGACUGCCUGUUGCUCGGGACCUGAGUUUGUUUCCCGGUUCCCAUGUGGAGGCUCACAACCUCCUGGAACCCCAGGGGAUCUCAUGUCCUUCUCUGGCCUCCCUGGUACCAGGCACACACAUGUUGCACAGACAGAAAUGGAGGCAAAACACUAAAUACAUAAUAAUAAUAAUAAUAAAUUUUUAAGAAAUACCUAGUCUAAUACCUUAUAGCAUUCCUUUUUAGCUUUUCUGAUGGAAAGAAACUUUACACUGACUGGCUUAAACGUUCAGAACCAUUGGCAUUUCUCUUGUGAGCAACAGUAGUGAGACUUCCUUGGUGGUGCAGAAGCGUAUAAGCAGAGAGGGAUGCUGUUGUGGUUGCCUACAGUUUACACAGGCAAGCCUGCUCCACGGAUGGCUGUGCUUCCUGAACUGUACCAGAGUGAGGGUGGGAAGUGGGUAGCUUCAUGCUGGCUCUGUGAAAGACUGACAGUGAGUGUAUGUGUGUUUCCAGAUUCUGUAGUUGGGAAACACCCCUCCCCCAUUUCUUGAUGUCUUUGAAAUCACUGGUGGUUCUCAGAGAUGUGCAAGGUGCUUUUCUGUGUCCAUGUCACAAAAACCAUUUUCAGCUCCUCGCUACAAAUAGUGGAAUGACUUUGAUGCGUUUCUGUUUCUGGAAUUAAAGCCAAAAUGCAUUCAAUUUGAAGGCAAAAGGCCAGCCUAGUCUACAGAGCAAGUUCCAGAACAGCCAAGCCACACAGAGAAACUGUGUCUUGAAAAAUACACCCCCCCCAAAAAAAAAAAACUAAAAAGAAGGAAGGCAGGAAAGAGAAGGAAGGAAGGAAGGCAGGAAAGAAGAGAAGGAAGGAAGACAGGAAGAAAGGAAGGCAGGAAGGAAGGAAGGGAGGAAGGAAGAGGAGGAAGGAAGGAAGGAAAUGGAAGACCGAGUACAUGAGAGAGUUAAGGCUGCCUGCUCCGUCCUCACGUCUAAUUUACUGCUAACAAUGUAGUUGAGGAUGCUGGGUCUUAUGCCAUUCAGUUUGGAGAUGGAACCAACUUGGAAUAGAUGCUUUCUGUAUCAGUUGAACUUCUAGUGUUAAAAACAAUGGUAAGGUGCUGGACAGCCUAGUAUUUUAAUUUUUCACUGUCAAUAUGAUGUUGGUAUAUUAGAGUUCUGCUUCCUAUGUUUCCUAACUCUGAGCUGGUGGCCAUAUUAUCUAUCUAGGCCUUGGAAGACAUUCACACUCCCUGCUUACUGUACCGGAUGUCCUCGGUGUCCGCACUGUUUACAUUUAGGACUGUGUGACUCACUCUUGUGGGGCUGUGCACUGUGUGCUGUUCAGCUGCACCCCCGUCUCUCACUCCCUAGAUGCCAGUAGCUCCUCUCCAGUCGUGGUAACAAAAGAUGCCUCCAAGCAUUGCCCACUGAGCCCGGGAGCAGGUGGGACAGCCAAACUCUAGAUCAGAGCCAGAGGUUCCUAUCCCGGCAUCCCUCUGUGCAGGCCGUUCAUCUCCAGCCUGUACUGAGGCACCGCUCGCAUUAUUGUGGGAGAAGGUGACAUUUUACCGUCAUUGCAGAGCUGAUCAGGUGUGUGGCCCUUUUGUGCAGUGCUGAGUUUCAUGUUCCCCACACAGCCUUAGAAGCUCAGGCCUGGAAGCUGCAACCUCUAUGUAGGAUUUCAAUGUGAGUUUCUCAUUCCCUGCUCUUCUUAGGACAAUGGUUGAUCACUUAAUGUACCUCUGUCACUGUCAACAAAAUCCAACUUUAUGAUAGAUUUUGUUUUUUUGUGUGUGUGGGUUUUUUUUGUUUUUUGGGGUUUUUUUUGUUUGUUUGUUUGUUUGUUUUCGGAGCUGAGGAUCGAACCCAGGGCCUUGCGCUUGCUAGGCAAGUGCUCUACUACUGAGCUAAAUCCCCAACCCCGAUAGAUUUUGUUUUAUUUCUAAAGCUUAGUAUUUGGAUUAUACUUCAGAAAAGGUAUCUUCCUCGACAGAUGUUUUCUGCUGACCGUGUCAGUCAUUAAGUCUAGACCGUGCUGUAUUGAGUAGCUCACGCCUAGAAGUUAGCUGCUGUAGGUGUCCAAUACAAGUGACCAGAGGGUGCUGUCCCUGACCGCUCAGUAACUUGGGAUGCUUCCUGGGGUUGCCCUAAAUGUGGCUCUGGAGUGAGUUUCUUGUUGAAUAGGUGUUUGUCAGGGGUCUGAAAGCAGAAGAGGGAGCAAUGGAAACAAUUCUAUCAUUGGCUCAGAGUUGGUGACAUGGAAAAUGGGGGAAUCUUUUACCUAGGUUGUUCUAGAGGUUAAAAAAAAAAGCUAGCCUAGAAAGUUUGCAUUUAAUCAUCCCAGUAGUAGUUCACAGUUCACUGAGACCAUAAACAACAAUACAUGGGUAAAGGGAGAAAACCUGUCCUUCCCACAGUCAGCCUCAGACACGCUUGUCCUUUAUGUGGAGCCAUAAUGAGUCUGUGGAUAAUGAAGCGACCUCCAAUGCAGCAGAGAGGCGGGCUGUUUGGGACAGCUGCCUAGACCACAGUCUUUCAUCUCCACCUAGUGUGAAAGGUAGGAAAGCCUAAGACACAUGGGAAUUAAAGCAGUUUACACUAGCAGUCACUCAACUGUUCACUUCCGUGUUUGUGGAUCAGUGCCUGCCUUUUACUCAUCACUAACUGUAAGGAAGCAAGCAGAGGGAAAACUAUAGGCCUGUAGCCUAAUAGAAAUCGGUUCACUGAACACGUGAGGAAUUCUGAUCAAUUCUCAUUGAUUUGCCAUAUUGGGCAGAUUAGAGAACCCAGACAACCAAAUUAUGUGACAAAGAUUUAACAAGGAAAAUAGACUAUUUUGAAAUAGAUUUGCACUUUAAAAUUCUGAGUGUGGCUCAUGGGCAAGUACUUCCAAAGGGCCGAGCCUGCACACACAUGUCCAGACUUCAGCCUUUGUCCACACACGCUGCAGUAGCUGUCUGUCUUCAUGGUCACUUAGGAUGUCUGCCUGGGUUGUGUCCAAGGUUGUCGUCCCUCUGGGAGGGUUUAAAAUAGCUUUUCAAUUCAGAAUAGAAACUUUGGUUUGGUUUGAAUUAGUUUGGUUUUCGUUUUUCAAGACAGGGUUUCCCAGGCUGUCGUAGAACUCACUCUGUAGACCAGGCUGGCCUCAGAUGCCGAGAUCCACCUGCCUCUGCCUCCCCAGUGCUGGAGUUAAAGACGUGCACCACCACUGCCUGGCCCACAUCUCAAUUUGACAUUUUCAUUACAUUACCAUUCAUUACAUGGUAGGCCUCCAAUCAGUGGGAGACGCUGCCUAUGACACUGUUGCCAAGUGGCCAGUGGAGAGCAGAAGGGACAAGCAGUCUACCAGCCUCUCCCACGUUGUUCUUCAUGGCAGGAGCAUCAUUCUAAAGCUUUGGCUUCCAGAACCACGUUCAUUCUGAAGAGCAUUUUAACAUCUGCUAAUGCUUUGGUAAUAAUCUUUUAUACAUGGGAGUUUUGUAGCAUGACUUUAGGACUAAACUUAUUGUGCAUUAAAUUAUUUAGUAAUAUUGAGUUUCUGAAUGUUAUUUUGUGAAACUUGUUUUAAAAUAGUAAUAAAUCAUGUUAUUUUAUAAAAAAAGUCCUUUGGUUAUUAUGUUUUAUUAAUAUAGAAUAACUCUCAUGAUACUUGGUUUCUGAAGCAAUUCAGAUUUUGAGAAGCUGAGUCCAUGCAUGUGGUGAUAGGGCCAGGGAGGAGAGAAAAGGAGAGAGAACAACAGGGGUGGAGAGACACUUACCUGGGGUUGAUUGACUAAUCGAUAGAUCAAUAGAUUGAUGGAUUGAGUGAGGCAAAGUCUCAGUGUGUAGCUCUCACUGUUCUAGAACUCACUAUAUAGAGUAGACUGGUCUCAGAGAUCUGCCUGCUUCUGCCUCCCUAAUGCUUGGAUUAAAGGUGUGCACAACACCCAGCUGAACCAAUCUGCUAAUUUCUUCCUCACUUAACACUAGUGAGAAUGUCCCUUGCUGACUUUCUAACUCACCUGCCAUUAUGUGUCCACUGGAAAGAGCACUCCCCUGGUCACCAAGCUGCUCCUGCCCUUGACCAUCCUUAGUAAAGGUUAGCUGAGAGACCUCUGAGAAGCAGGGUAACCCCACAGUAUCAGGAGCACCAUACAAAUGCCAGUGUAUAGUCCAUGCUAUCAGUCAAAACGCAAUUUAGUUACAGAAUAAAACUGCCAUGAGGUUUCUACGAUCCCACUGUUCCUUGAAUAUACCUGUCUAAAAGAAACCAGGAUUUAAAAGUUUUUGAACGGGCUGGAGAGAUGGUUCAGUGGUUAAGAGCACUGACUGCUCUUCCAGAGGACCUGAGUUCAAUCCCCAACAACCACAUGGUGGCUCACAACCAUCUGUAAUGGGACCUGAUGCCCUCUUCUGGUGUGUCUGAAGACAGCUACAGUGUACUCGUAUACAUAAAAUCUUUUUUAAAAAGUUUUGAGCUUCUAGAGAAGAAACAAAUCAAUUUCUAGUUACUUUUAAUUCACUGUUUCCUUGUUCAAAGGAUGUGUGUCUAUCAGCAUCUCAGGAGACUGAGGCAGGAGGCUAACCAAGUCUAAGAAUUACCUCGGCUACAGAGGAAACUCACCUCAGAAAAACCGGGGGAAGGGCAAUGCGCACCUGUGAUCCUGACAUUGCCUUAUGUUUUGUAUUAUGUGUGGAUAUAUGGGCAUGUAGAUAUGCACAGUUCUUACAUUAAAAAGUAAAAUACUUUUCCUCAUAGGAUGCAAUCAGUCAGCUAUAUAAAAAAAGGAUACUAAACAUGUUGGCACAAGUAUAUACUACCAGCACUAGGGAGGACGAGGCAGGAGAUUGUAAGUUCAAAGCCAGCCUCAGCCAUAGCAAGUUGCAGGACUGCUUCUUUGUACGAUUCGAGACUUCUAAACAACAGAACAGUGGGCAGGCCUGCCGGUCAAUGGUAAAGCGCUUGACCUGCAUGCGCAUGAUCCUGGGUUCACUCCUCGCUGCUGAAGAAAGCCGUCUAGCAACCAUCGAGUUGAGGUUGGAUUGGCGGGAUAGCGUGGGCUGGUGAGGUGGCACAGCAUGUGAAGGCUGUUACCGUUGAGCUGCUGACAACCUGAGUUUGAUCCCCCAAGCCUAUGUGGUGGGAAGAGAGAGUUGUCCUGUGUCCUCCAUAUUUUUACCCACAAUCAAAACGCAUACUGGGUUCCUCUGGGAAGCCAAGGAUGCCGACAUGAAAAAUGUAGAAUCCAUCCUUGUUUUUAAGAACAUAUACCUAAGUGUAUGAGUUGGGAGUCUGGUUGGUUAGCAUGUGGUGGCAGAUUUCAAACAUGUAUAAACGUGUAAGAAGUCAAAUCUUAUGUUGAGGGACCCACGUGGUAGGAGAAGAAAAUCAAUUCCUGCAAGUUGUCCUUUGGCCUCCAUAUUCAUACCAUGACAUGCACAUCAACAUAUAUACACACAGUAUUCUAAAGAAAAGUCUGGAAGAACACAUAAAGAAUAUUAGCAUUCACAAGCAAACAACCACAGUUAACACAUGGCACUGGAGUUCGGUCACCCCAUUCUCUGCCCCUGAGUUGAUAGUUCACUGGUGCCUCCACGAAGUCGAACCUCAGAGACAGACAGGCACGUAGCCCGUAUUACACCAGCUCUAGUCUUCAACCCUAAGAGAAAAUUUAAUGGCAUUUCCAGUUUUACCCAGGAGCUCAGAGGUUGGGCUCUGAAGUCACUGAAACGUAUAAAAUAGCUCCUGGGAAACAAAUACUUUGCACACAUGUGACUGGACCAUUGUUUCUGUACUGAAACAGUCACACAAUGACUUUAAAACAGAAAGAUUGCUAGAUAACCUAAGCCCCAAUUCAAAUUUUUGUCAAAUUUCAUAGAAACAUAUCUCUUCAGACAUUAUCACUUGCCUUGAGGAAGUCAUGUGAAACCCACGGAAAGGUAUAGCAAAGGCCAAAUGUAGCAGUGUCUGCCUAGAAUCCCAGCCCCGAGAGAGAGCCAGGACGACAACAGGUUUAACAACAGCCCAUGCUACACAGUGGGACUAUGUCUAAAAAAAAUAGCUAGGAGAAGUGUCUCAUACCUGUAACCCAGGCUCUGUGGAGGCUGAAGGCAGGACUGCUGCAAGUUUGAGGCCAUCCUGGGCUACAGAGUGAAUUUCAGGCCAGCCUCAGCUACAGAGUGGGACUGUAACAGAACAACCAAGGAACUCGGCCAACCAAAAUGUGUAGGUGACACUGCACCUUGAGUUCAUAGCAGGGGGGUAGUUUAGUUUGUUUUUUUAAACAUGAGCAAAAGUCCUUGUCAGGAGAAAAAAGUAUGUGAAGCUAAAUUAUGCUGAAAAAUUGUAUGCAUGUCAGGAAAAAAGAGAAUUUUCAAAUUUUUUUUGUAUCCAUCUAUUCAAUAACUUCAAACUUAGAACCCUUAGCAUCAAUAUGACCAAUAAUGACAAAUAUUUGAAGUGAGGAAGUGUAGCUUGUCCAGGGCCAUUCCCCCUAUGACUUACAUCUGUAUCUUCCACUGUGAAGGAUUUAUUGUGCACUCUAUAAAAACACAUCUUUCUAACCCGCCACUUCUAAUCUGGGGAUACUUUUCAGGGAAACUGAUUCCAGUGUUGAGCCACGAGGAAUUAGAAAUCUGCAUUUUCAAGAUGAGUAAUAUCUAAAAGUCGCAUUCUUUCCAUGGAUACAAAUUAGCAACAAUUUACAGUAAAGCUGUCCACAGUGUUAGUAACAAAUAAAUACAAGAGUUUGUAGUGUACAGCCUGUGAACCGGGCAUGUACUUAGCAUCAGAACUUGCAGUUUCACAAACAUCGUGACAGGAAGGAUCGCAGCUUCAUGUUUCUCACAGCUGUCAGAGAUGUCACCAGGAGGGCUGGCAUCACUGUAGCACUAUGAACCGCCUUUACUCCUGCUAAUUACACAAUUCUGUGAAUGCUACAGGAAUAUGCGGGCCUGACUUUCUCAUCCCAUUCCUCAGAAAACAAAACAAAGGCAGGAGGAGGCUGGCUGUUUACUUUAAGGGACAGGCUUACUAAAACUUCACAGGAAUAUCAAAAGCAGCCUGGCCAGUCCUGGGAUUCAGAAGUGCCCCUCUAGGCCUAGCUGCAAAAGGGCAGCCUCGGCCUCCUCCUCCUCCUCUUUGGCUUCCUCCUCUCGAAUCUGCACCAGUAACUGGAAGAGGUUGGGUGCAGGCCCUUCUGUAGCCCCAGUCAGCCACAACUGCCUUCGGAGGGCCCCGCUGUGGUUGGCCCCAGCGAUGACCUGUUCCAGGCGAGCCUGGUUCACGUUAUCUUUAUCAAUGGCCCCCUUGUCCACUACCUUUUGCAGCAGAGGCUCCAGACGGAUAACGUAAGAAGAUAACUUUUCUCCUGGGUUUUGGUAAGUGUUCAGAAAUCUGACCUGUGCAUCUCUAGAGCUCUCCACGCUCCCAAACACCUGCUCAAGAGCCUUCAGGCAUUCUGCCGUGGUUAUAGCAGGGUUGUUGGUCUUGAGGAUGCGAAUGACAUCGGCAGCCGGGCCUCGCAAACUCUCCAUCAACCGCCGUCUCUUUUCUAUAUCAGACACCUGCCAUUCCUCUAUGACUUCAUUCGAGUGCUCCAGCCAGGAAUCAAAGGUCUCCUCGCCAGGCCCGGGAAUGUCCCUCCCGGAGAACAAAGUCAGCUUCUUAUACCAUAUGGACUCAACAAGAGGUUGAAUAACAUUAUCCAAAAUAUAGUUGAGCAUCUCUGCUGGCAUUUCCGGGCCUGGGGCUGGAGCAGGGUUCUGAAACCCAAGCACACGAGCAACAUCUUGCACCGUCCACCCUUCCCUAGCUAGAAAGAGGUGCAGCCUUUCCAAAAACUCCGCGUCGGAAGUGGGGGGCUUAAACACUACUUUCCAGAGCCCUCCUUUGCCUGGCAUCUCCCUGGGGAUCAGGGAGUAAUCCACCGUCCCAGUGAGCUCUAACAAGGCUGCUUUCGCAUUUUCUUCCCUCCAGAACAUUCUCCCCAGUACUCGAUAGGAUACCUGGGGCAUCGCAGCUUGGAGGGUCUCUUCGAUUUCGGUCUCAUCACAGUUCACAGGGAUCCCCCAGACCAACAGAGCUCUCUGAGAGUUCACAUCCAUUCCCCUGCACCAGUCUUCCAAUAGUGUCAUAGCCAUUUCGCCCAACUAUUAAGAGUGCCAGUUCUACAGACUGUGCUUGGACUGGCUCACGGUGCUGCUGUUGGGCUUAGGACAACAUGCUCUCCUCCCCCGGUAGGCCAGGGGGCGACAAGCUUCAAGCAACCACAAUUACCAAAAGACACCAGAGUUCCUUCUGGUCCCUUCCGGGUCCCAAGUCAGUGCCACGGGACACUCCGCCUAUCACUCGAAUGUCGCCCUUUUGGUCCGGGCAGGAGUGGACUGGCUGCGGCUGUGCCUUGCGUCACUGCUUUGAGAAGGGGAGGAAGGUGGGCUCAAGGCGGUUGGCUGCGGGCUGGAGAUGACUGGGUGCGGUCGCGGGGCGUGGCAGCUCCUCCCACCUCUCCCUGGCCCGCGGGCGGCCGAGGGUUACUCGAGGCCGUGGCUCAGCUACACCGAGAGAGGCGGCACUCGAAGCACCGGGGACUGAGGCGGCAGGAAGCGCGAAGGAGGGAGGAACCGGGCUGGAGGCAGCUCUGCUCAGCGCUUAUGGCCGCGCGCUCCAGC
Rattus norvegicus (Norway rat) is the source of this 11152-nucleotide messenger RNA. The record is from RefSeq and is a predicted model, not a curated record. Lineage: Eukaryota; Metazoa; Chordata; Mammalia; Rodentia; Muridae.